UCUCCUUGCUUUAACCGGAUUGGGUAAAAAGAUGUGCUCUCGCGGCGGCUCGGCCCUCGUGUCAGUAGACUGUCUGUGUGUGGCACAGGGUUGCAUUGCUGGACGAAGGGGGAAAUGCUCGAGCGACGAAGAAGUACAACGUUUCAGUUUUAAACCUCUCAAACCUCUUCAAAAUCGGAAGUACAGUUUUUGGCAGUGUUUUCUGAGGGAUUACGCGAACAUUUUUGUGUGCCGUGGAGUUUGGCGUUUAUUAUUGCUGUGCCUCGGACCAGCGCGCGGAGAAGCAGACUCUCCUCUUUUGAUAGAGAGAGCGCGCACACGGGAGAUGUUUGUCGCCGUUUGCGCUCACUGGGAAGCGUUUCAUUUUAAAGUGAAAUAUUAAAGCGGCGAUUUACAUUUCAGAAGUUGAUCGCAGUUGCUGAGACGGUGGAUGUGAUACGGCGGCUCGGACGCACAAAGACAGAAGAGGGAAAGGGUUCGAGCUGCACUGACCUGAGAACAGGAGGAUUUUGCCCCCCAGCGUCCAGUGGGCUUCGUGUCCGGCUGAUUGUUUCGUCGGGUACAGUGGCGUGCCAGUGGACGCCCCCCACCAAACAGACCUCCAAUAAAUAAAGGAUACAUUUCAAGAUGUAUCCACAGGGCCGACAUCCGGCGCCCCACCAGCCUGGUCAGCCAGGCUUCAAAUUCACAGUGGCAGAGUCCUGCGACAGGAUCAAAGAUGAAUUUCAGUUUCUGCAAGCCCAGUAUCACAGUCUUAAAGUAGAGUACGACAAAUUGGCCAAUGAGAAAACAGAGAUGCAGCGCCAUUAUGUCAUGUACUACGAGAUGUCCUAUGGGCUGAACAUUGAAAUGCACAAACAGACUGAGAUUGCCAAAAGGCUCAAUGCGAUUCUAGCCCAGAUUAUGCCUUUUCUGUCACAAGAGCACCAACAGCAGGUUGCACAAGCUGUUGAACGUGCUAAGCAGGUGACAAUGACAGAAUUGAAUGCCAUCAUCGGGGUACGUGGACUUCCCAAUCUGCCUCUCACCCAGCAGCUCCAGGCUCAACACCUCUCUCACGCUGCCCACGGUCCCGUGGCUUUACCCCCCCAUCCUUCUGGCCUCCAGCCACCGGGAAUCCCGCCGGUCUCUGGCUCGGGAAUCUCUGGCUCGGGCCUGCUGGCUUUGGGAGCCUUGGGAAGUCAGCCACACCUGCCCGUGAAAGAUGAAAAAAACCACCACGACCUGGAGCACAGAGAGAGCACAAACAACUCAAUCUCUCCAUCAGACAGCCUACGAACAACCAGUGAGAAACACCGCGGAUCUUCUGAUUACAGCUUGGACUCCAAGAAACGCAAAGUGGAGGACAAGGACAGCAUGAGCCGAUAUGACAGUGAUGGAGACAAAAGCGACGAUCUUGUGGUUGAUGUUUCCAAUGAGGACCCCGCCACACCCAGAGGCAGCCCUGCCCACUCCCCUCCUGAGAAUGGCAUAGAUAAGCCACGCCCUGCAAAGAAGGACACACCCAACAGCCCCGCCUCUGUGGCCUCUUCUGGCAGCACCCCCUCCUCUAAAAACAAGGAGCACGGACAUAAUGACAAAUCCUCCACGCCUGGACUCAAGUCCAACACCCCCACGCCUCGUAACGAUGCCCCCACUCCGGGUACCAGCACUACCCCUGGGCUCCGGCCCAUCCUUGGCAAGCCUCCGAUGGAAGCUCUGGCCGCCCCUGCUCUACGCACCCCCCUUUCGUACCCGACUCCCUUUGCCAUGAUGGGCCACCAUGAAAUGAAUGGCUCUCUGACCAGCCCUGGAGUCUACGCCGGCCUUCACAUCUCCCCUCAGAUGAGUGCGGCAGCUGCGGCCGCGUACGGACGCUCACCUAUGGCGGGUUUCGAGCAUCCUCACAUGAGAGCCCCGGGCCUCCCUGGAAGCAUCACCUCAAUCUCUGGAGGAAAACCAGCCUACUCAUUUCACGUCAGCGCUGACGGACAGAUGCAACCUGUGCCCUUUCCUCCGGACGCUCUGAUUGGUCCAGGGAUCCCUCGCCACGCUCGUCAGAUUAACACCCUCAGUCACGGUGAGGUUGUGUGUGCCGUCACUAUCAGUAACCCCACUCGCCACGUCUACACGGGCGGCAAGGGCUGCGUUAAGAUCUGGGACAUAAGUCAACCUGGAAGUAAAAGUCCAGUGUCUCAACUAGACUGUCUGAACAGGGAUAACUACAUCCGCUCCUGUAAGCUGUUGCCUGACGGCCGCACUCUUAUUGUUGGAGGGGAGGCCAGCACACUCACCAUCUGGGAUCUCGCUUCCCAGACACCUCGCAUCAAAGCCGAACUGACCUCCUCCGCGCCGGCCUGUUACGCACUUGCCAUCAGCCCAGACGCUAAGGUGUGUUUUUCCUGCUGCAGUGACGGAAACAUCGCCGUGUGGGACCUUCACAACCAGACCCUUGUCAGGCAGUUCCAGGGCCACACAGAUGGUGCCAGCUGCAUUGACAUCUCUCAUGAUGGCACCAAGCUAUGGACAGGUGGUCUUGACAACACAGUCCGCUCUUGGGACCUACGAGAGGGACGGCAACUCCAACAGCACGACUUCACAUCUCAGAUCUUCUCUCUGGGCUACUGUCCGACGGGCGAGUGGCUGGCUGUUGGCAUGGAAAGCAGCAAUGUGGAGGUGCUCCAUCACACCAAGCCUGACAAAUACCAGCUCCACCUUCACGAAAGCUGUGUUUUGUCUCUCAAGUUUGCCUAUUGUGGUAAAUGGUUCGUGAGCACUGGGAAGGACAAUCUGUUGAAUGCAUGGAGGACUCCCUACGGCGCCAGCAUAUUCCAGUCGAAGGAAUCAUCUUCGGUCUUGAGCUGUGACAUCUCGGCUGAUGACAAGUACAUCGUAACGGGCUCUGGAGACAAGAAGGCCACAGUGUAUGAAGUGAUCUACUAGACUGAGGUAACAGGCUGGUGCGGUUCAGGCCUCUGGAGGAGGAACGAAAGACAGACAACUUCUCACUCCAGUGACUCUUCUAGUCAAACAGACAGGAACAGCCCCCGUCUGUCUGUCUGAUUGACUGCCUGUCUCACACUCACUAACUGUAUGACUGAGCUCUGAUCAAGUGGGUGCUGGGGUGACCUUGACUGAGCUACCUGGACUCGGACUUAAACGUGCAGCCCAUACAAGAACCUCACAUCCACCAUCGGCACGCUCGGCCCGGUUCAUAUGGCACUAGAGAACAGUCUUGAUGUUUCCUCCUUUGCUGUUUUUUUAUUUGUUGGAUUUUGUUUCUAUUUUUUGUCCUCAUUACGCGGUGAGGAUGUUCCAUAAUGCAUCGUGAAGCAGUGCUUCGUCCUGAAACUUCAUCUGUGUGGAGGCUAUGUGAAAAGUGUACAUAAUGGAGUAUUAAAAUGCCUUUUAUAGAUUUAUAUUUUGGUGUCCAGUUACACUUGUGAUGGUUAUCAUUUUCUCUCUCUCUCUCAUUCUCUCCUUGAUGCUUCGUUUCCCCUUCGAGGUUUGGAAAUUAGAUUAAGACGUUUUUUCUGAGGAUAUUCUAUUCCGUUUUCCCCCCUUUUGAGAAGUUCAUUUUCCAGGCUGACCUUUUAUGGAAAUCUAAUUUACUUUUUCACCCUCCCUCCUGAAAAACAAUUUUGAGCUAAAUCGCAUUACAGAGGCGUUUUUGUGAAAUGUCCUGUGGAUUUUUUUUCAAGCGGCUCAAAGCCCAUGCAAGGCACCCCGAGACUACAACCGAAGCUUUGCAGGAGGGGCAAUUUGGUUCCCUUUGCAUCAGCCUUCCUGCUCUUGGCUUCAGAGAAAGAGACCCUUUCACCUGGAUUUUAAAUUAAGAUUGUAUUUACCAAUUAGUAGAGGACUACUCUCAAACCUGUGACUUCAUUGUGCUGUCGUUAUGAUCAGGACAUAACAUCGUGUCUUAUUGUGGAAGACUCCGAAUUUGGAUUAAUUCCCCCACCCCUCCUUAUUCCCAGUGACGUACACUGUGGUCGUGUGGAUAGUGUUCCAUAUAAAGAAAGCACAGAGUAAAGAUGUCUGCAGAUGAUGAACCAAACGGACCAUAACACUAUCCUAACACAUGCAUUGACUUGCUGUCCAGCUUGUUUAUAGCAUCACUGUUAGUAACCCUCCCCAAAAUAAAGCGCAAACGGCUGGUAGAUACGGACACGUCACACACCAAAGUAUGUAGCAAACUGUGUUGUCACUGAAGAUAUGUACAGUUGUUGAUAAUUCAAUAAACUGUUUUUGUAAAAAACGA
This is a messenger RNA of Misgurnus anguillicaudatus (oriental weatherfish), 4240 nucleotides long. RefSeq names its product TLE family member 3, transcriptional corepressor a (gene tle3a). Gene Ontology annotation, biological process: regulation of DNA-templated transcription; negative regulation of canonical Wnt signaling pathway. The record is from RefSeq and is a predicted model, not a curated record. Gene Ontology annotation, molecular function: protein binding; transcription corepressor activity. Gene Ontology annotation, cellular component: transcription regulator complex; nucleus. NCBI's taxonomy places the organism in Eukaryota, Metazoa, Chordata, Actinopteri, Cypriniformes, Cobitidae.